Molecule: messenger RNA, 297 nt
Organism: Cadophora gregata
Lineage: Eukaryota; Fungi; Ascomycota; Leotiomycetes; Helotiales; Ploettnerulaceae
Exons: 1
Coding region: 1-297 (98 amino acids)
Source: RefSeq, a predicted model, not a curated record
AUGGCUCCAAGCAAGGACAUGCCUGGCGAGUCAACAUGCACAACUUGCAGCUUCUCCGAGGAUUUCUCCAACUACUGGACAGCAGUCUUGUAUUUCCGUGCAAGAAAUGGCACUUAUAAGCGUGUCCCUCAGAUUUCCCAGAUCAGUGGUGCUACUGCGGGAAUCACUGUUUACUACAUGCAAGAUGCACUUUAUGACCAAGAGCAGAAGUCCAAAGUGACCGCUUUCAAGCCAGUAGGUCGCUCCCUAACAACUCUCCUCUCUCAACAGACUCAACCAUAUCUCGGAGAAGACUGA